Messenger RNA from Pristis pectinata (smalltooth sawfish), 2923 nucleotides. RefSeq names its product HCLS1 binding protein 3 (gene hs1bp3). Lineage: Eukaryota; Metazoa; Chordata; Chondrichthyes; Rhinopristiformes; Pristidae. The record is from RefSeq and is a predicted model, not a curated record. Gene Ontology annotation, molecular function: phosphatidylinositol binding. The transcript is spliced from 7 exons. Bases 202 to 1266 code for a protein of 354 amino acids.
UAUGCACUUUGAAGAACUGGAGAAGUACCCCCUGUACUUUCCCUGCAAAAUGCUCUCAUUUCAUUGGCAAGGUUGGCAAGCCAAUGGCAGCAUCCUUCCCAUGGCAGCUUUACAAGCAUCAACCAUGUCAGAACAAUCCAGAAUGUGACUACUGGAAUAGACCUGUCAGUCCCGAAGUACCAGGAGAUCCAUGGGAAACUGAUGUCUGGCCAUGUGGAGUAUCAGAUUGUUGUCGUCACACAUCUGGCCUCCUUCAAGAGCGCAAAGCACAAGGCUAAAGAUGUUGUUCAGUUUGUGGUAUCCAAGAAGUACAGUGACAUUGAUGAAUUGUGGCAGAAGUUGAGCACCCAAUACCCAAAGGCAAAAAUACCUUCCAUGCCGAGGAAAGUUUUAUUUGUAGCAGAAACUGAUAUAAAGGAAAGAAGAGUUAUUUUUGAUGAAAUCUUCAGAAGUAUUGCCAAGGACACAGCAUUAGCAUCGAGUCCUGAAUUAUUGGAGUUUUUAGGAGGGAAAACUAAAGAGCUUGGUGAUUUGAAAUUCAAAACUGGAAGUGCUGCUGAUUAUUUGCAAGAUGAUGACGGUGACUCAGGAGAUUUCUUCGGUCAAGAAACUUCUAAAGGCACAGAGAUAUUGAAAGCAACAAAAAACAUUCUGCCAAGUACAGAGAAAUCUGAAGAAAUAACUGAUCCUCUGGGUGUUACUAGCUAUAAAGUGAAGAAGACAGAGUCUUCUCAGCAGAAGAUAAAACAUAAGUUUACUCUCUUUGAGGAAGUGGAUGCUGAUGCUGGGCUUUUUGAACCAGUUAAAGGUUCGACCACAACGGCCAUAAAGAAAUCCUCUUUCAAAGAAGCUGAUUUCAGGUUGUUUGAGGACCCAGACUUGGGCGGAACUGUCCAAACCAAUGAUCCUUUAUUACUUCCAUCUACCCGUGAGCUUAAAAGCAGUACCAUAAAUGUAAACCUUGAUGAGGACACCGAAGAAUUGUUGAGAGUUGAAGAUGACUUGGAUAAAUUACUGAAGUUGAGUGCCAGUAAUAAAACAAAACCAGCUGUGCCAGCCAAACCAGCUGUGCCAGCCAAACCAGCUGUGCCAGCCAAGCCAGUUGUGCCCAAGAAGCCUGCCUUCCCCUCUGAAAUGAGGAGGAGCAGUCCUGCAGCAGGAUCCAGUUCCCCUAAAAGCACAGUGGCUGCCAUGAAUGAACUGGAUAUUCUGAAAUACAUUCAGGAGAAUGAGACAUCGAGUACUGACACAGUAGAUCUGUUUUGAACAAAAUCUCUUUCAAUAAUGUACCGAUUGCAUUAUGGAGUAACCUUGGUAAUCUGCAUGAACUUAAAAUAUAUAAUAAAAGUACUUUCAAUGAUGGUUUAUUGCAUUUGUGGACACAAAUGAAAGACAUUUAAGUGAAAAUUGUGAUUUUUUAAAAUAUUUCUCUUUGAGCAAAUACCCUUUUUAAAUUCUAAAGCCUCCAAAUCAAAAGAACAAAAGAGGAUAUUUUGAUUCCUUCACAUGGUGAGUAAGCUAACCAGCAAAAUGUGUCAGAAAGUCACAAUUAAUAUAUUUGGUUUUUUUUCAGUCCACAGACAUGGUUGGUGAGUACUGGAAAAAUGUAACACUUUUUAAAUAGUCCGUAGAUGUACUUGGGAUACAGAAAAGGGCAGAACUGGAUUGUAAAUCAAAAGGAAAAAAAUUGUGUGGCAUGUGUAGGGAAUCUCAGGAGUGGAAUAUUUCAUGUAUCAAGUUCAUCCAAUGCUAUAUCAUUAUUGCAAGUAGGAAUUUCCAAGUGCCAUGCGACCUUGGAAAUAAACCCCUUUGCACUAGUUCAGAUAGGAUGAUUAUACCAGGGCAUUUUUACAGUUAACUGCCUUGCUUUCUUACAGGUCAUUGGCACUGACAUAGAAAUGCCAGUUCCUGUAUUAUUAAAUUAAUGCCAUAUACCCCAAAAACAUGUGCAUAUAAGUACUGAACUAAAUCAAAUUCUGGAGCAUCCGUUAAAAGAGAAACACUGUUAGUGAUUUAGAUUGUAAACCCUUCAUCAGUUCUGAAGACUUUUCAACCUGAAGUGCACGUCCUGGUUUUUUUCCAGAUUUCCAGCUACUGCAAUCUUUUGAUUUUCAUUAAUUAGAGAUUUGUUUUCAUUUGGUUAUUGGAUGCAGUUGCAUAAAUGUGCUUUUUUUGAAUCAGUGCUUUUGUAUUAUUUCCACAAACCAGUUUCUUAAAGUUUGACCACAAAUCAAAUUCUGCAUAUGAACUGUACUAGGUAUUCUUCCUGCAUGGAUAUCAAGGUUGGAGGCACUUGUGCUUAAAGCAGUAUUUUAGUAGGCCUCCACUAUUUUCUAUGCUGCUUGGUAUCAGCUUCAACUCAGAAUAUGAAUCUGAGUAAUAUUUAUAACAUUGAAAAUCCCAAUCUUGGAUGAGUUGUGAUUUGUGCUCAAGACCAGAAUGGUAGCAGCAUGCAAACCUCUACAUGUGUUUGUUUGCAAGAGCCUAUAGCUGAGAGAUUUGCCUGAACUUGGACCUCCAGCCAUUCUCUUGCAUAGUGAAGCUGUGAAGUAAAAAUACAGUCAAUAAGACAAACAAGAUAAAAUUUACAAUUAUCUUUUUGCCUCCAUCCCCUAAAAUAUAGUAUCUGCAAUUAUUAUUUCCAACGACUUUGCAUACUUCUUCCUACUCAAGUAGCCCUCAAGUUUGCAUAUUAACAACCUAUUUAGCUUUUCACAGCUGUAAGAACUGUGGAAGUGCUGCAAUGAUCUCAAAUGUUCAAGGCUAUUCUGUUUAAGAUGUCAUUGUCUGCAAUACUUCAUAGUAGGGUGAUAAAUUGUGACCAGUCUUAUUAAAAUCCGGAAGUGACAGCAUUAGGGAAGAAACAUGUUUAAAGCAGAGGAUGGUCUUUACUGGUGACACUAUAUUAAAUCACUAAAAUGUA